CACACACUGCAAAUGAUCUCAGCUGAUCAGCUGUUCGAAAAACGAAAAUAAACAUUUUAAUUUAAAAGCCGGCAUACAAUCAACAAAAUUGUGAAGGAUUCUAGCUGUUAAAGAGCCUGGCGACCUGACUUUCAAACCGGCGACGACUUCCCGGCUGCUGCAUCUUAUCGCCGGCCAAUAAAUGUGCAUAAAUGCGCCCACGACAGGACGAGUAGGGAGCAGCGAGGAGUGGUGGAGCAGUGAAACAGAAACAGCCGCAGAAACAGAAACAAUAACAAUAGUAAAGCCGCAGGACUCGACCACAACAAGCCACAAUCGGCAAUCAUCAACACUGGCGCGCCGCAGACCGAGCAGAAGGGGUCAGAGGUCGGUGGUCGGUGGUCGGUGGUCGGAGGAGCAGGCGCUUGCUGACGGCGCCAGUUGCAUUUUGACAACGACAACGAACCAAAAACACCCGCGCACAGGCCAUGACAGCCGAACGAGGACCCCGCUCCCCGGGAACGGGGCAAAAACUAAGGCUUAGAGCCACUGAGCCAAUGCCACAGUGGACGGCCAAAAAUCUGCACGCCCUGCUGGAUCUGCCCGCGGCGAUGGAACUGCGCCAAAUUGAGUUGAUCUAUCGGGCGGAGGGUAAUGCAAAUUUGGUGCUCGCCCUGCCGCAAUUUAAAAAAGUUUUACGUUUGCCAAAAAUGAUAUCCAGCAGACUGCGCCAGGCGGCGCACCAGCGGCACGAGCUGGCGGAUGAGGUUGCUCGGCCGGAAGGGCAGCGUGUCUCAUCCGAAAGAGCUGGAACUGAAAAUGCUGGCGACUUGACAAUGCCGGAUUUUAUGGCUUAUAUCGGGAUAAUGCGCCGUCUAUUAGGAAAUGAGUUUGUCUGCGGAGCGGAUAUUGUUGCCAUACCAAAGGAAGACGAUAGAUUCUGGAUAAACGAGCAUAUACGCGCCCAAAGACCGGUUUCGCGUCUGGAUAAGGAAUUUGUGGGGCCAUUCGGCCUGCUGCUGCCAGAUGUGACCCAAUUGCCUGCCACGUUCGAUGUUUUACUUGCCAAUUUACAGGCAAAGGGCACAACAGGAGAUGAAAGUGGAGCUGCAGCGGGCGUAGGAGAUGGCGGUGGCGUUGGCCGUGGAGCAGGAACAAGGACGAAAAACAGGAGCGCUGUCCGUCGUCUGGGCGAUACAUAUGCCAUCGAAAUAAAACCCAAACAAGGCUGGCUUCAGUUGGCAAGUGAUGUCAACGAUUUAUUUGAUUUAAUGCCAUCGGGGGCAGUGACAAAGCCAAAGGAGACGACCUGCAAUCAGGAGGAGAAUGAGCCCUCUGCCCGGGACAAGUGCUGGUGUCGCUUUUGCAGCAUGCAACUGCUGAAGAUGCACAAUGGGAAAAUCAAACGUUUGGGCCACUACUGUCCGCUGGAUCUAUUUUCCGGUACACCCAGUCGUAUGCUCGAUGCCUUGGAUGCACUUCUCGCCUGCCCGCAAAAUAAUUUACGUGUGUUUCAGAACAGCAAUUUAAUUUAUGGCGAUCACGCGAAUUCGAUUUCCUUCGAUGAAUUGAGCUCGCGUGUCUUUCCCGGUGAAAUUAUGGUGCUUAUAAAACAUUUGCUGGUGGCCUGUCUGCUAAGGGAAUACGAGCACCCGGAAUCCAAACGAGCAGAGGGCUCCAAUCAGAGCCAGAAGCAGCAGCAGGAGCAGCCGGAGCCGGAGCAGCUGAAUCAGAGUCGCGUUUCUAUUGCGGCGACGGAGACAAAGGCCGGAGCUGCUGGAAUUGGCGCCGCUAAUGUUGUCCUGCCACUCGGAGGCAGGGCAGCCGCCCCUGUUGUCACUGCCGGUCAAUCCUCGACGCGGACAAGAGCAGCUGCUGCAACAGCCACGACCCAAAGGUACACAAAAGUGGCCAGAGUGGAAACAACAAUAACUAGACAGGCAGCCACCUCGAUGGCAGCAGGACCAGCAUCGAGCAGCCAACUGUCCGGCAAUGUGUUGGCAACGGCAACGGCAACGGCAACGGCUACGGCAAUGGCAACUUCAGGUCGAACGGAAACAAAAACGGAACCGGAAACUCCGGCUGAGGCUGCUAGUACGACAAGUCGCAACGUGAAUCAGAAUGAAAGCCAAAAACUGAAUCGAAAUGAGCCUGCGAAUCAAACUCAAGCGCAAAACAACAAAACGGAAAUAUUUCGCUUACCAAAAAAUUGUGUGCUGCAAAAAAUUUUGAAUUUGCAAUUGCUGGUAAAGCGCCACUUCGACUUCAUGUGGCAAUCCGGGUACUCCGACCACUCCCGGCCCACUUACAACUCGCUGCGGGGUCUCUUGGCCGCAAUCGAGGGAGCCGGGGAUGAGGAAUUCGAGCCGGAUGAGGAUCAGGCUUAUAUGUUGGGAGCCACGGCGCUGGAUUGCUCGAUUAUGUUGACGUUUCAGGAAAUCGAAAUCGAAUGCGAAACCGAUUGCCCGGCUGACCAAAGCAGCGAUGCGGCACUGCAGCCUUGGUGUGUCUCCCUGCUGGGUCAUCACUUUCUGACCAAACUUUGUGUCCUGGAUUUGGAUCCCAAGCCCGACAGUCACUUUCAUAAAUUCAUAGCGCAGACACGUGAAAUUGAAAAGUGCCGUCGAGCAUUAAAUUAAUUAAUAAACUUUACGCCC
Messenger RNA from Drosophila melanogaster (fruit fly), 2636 nucleotides. RefSeq names its product inositol phosphate kinase 1 (gene Ipk1). The record is from RefSeq and is marked reviewed. Lineage: Eukaryota; Metazoa; Arthropoda; Insecta; Diptera; Drosophilidae. Bases 468 to 2618 code for a protein of 716 amino acids. Gene Ontology annotation, molecular function: inositol-1,3,4,5,6-pentakisphosphate 2-kinase activity; ATP binding. The transcript is spliced from 11 exons.